AUGGCAGCCCUUGCUCAACCGCCAAGACACAUAAUCAUCGGCAUCGUCGCAUUCUUCCUUGUAGCUUGCUUCGAGCUGUUCACACCGCCGUCGACGACAUAUCGCACGCCAUCAUCAGAUUUUCCCUCGAGGAUCGACCGGUCGUCGCUCGCCGACGUCAGCCGCGUGGCCAACGGGACCCUAGGCUUCGAGAAGAUCUUCGUCGUGGGCCUCCCGGAGCGCAGCGAUAAACGCGAUGCUAUUGCGCUUACGAGCACCCUGACGGGGUUCGCGGUUGAUUGGGUCGAUGGGGUUAGAGGGGAGUCGGUGCCGGAUAAGGCGGUGCCGUUUGGUGCUGAUAGGAAGAAGUUGUGGGAAACGAACUUGGGGAGUUGGAGAGGACAUAUGAAUGCUAUUCGCAGGAUCGUCGAAGAGGACCUUGGAUCGGCUCUCAUCAUGGAAGAUGACAUGGAUUGGGACGUACGGCUUAAAACCCAGCUAGAGAGAAUCGCCCAAGGUGCCAGGGCUCUUCUCCCUUCCAUCUCGAACCCCAACUCUCCCUACGGCGACGAUUGGGAUCUCAUGUGGCUCGGGCACUGCGGCGAGGUUUUCCCCGAGACGCUUGACGAGAACAAGGAAAAACCCGCGGAUGACGCCGGCAUCCAAUACAUGUCGCGCAAAUUCGUCAUCGAGAACGACUCCACGGUGCCUCCCAGAGAUCGAGUCACCGGCCUCGUCAACUUCAAAAACCACCCCGAGUUUACGCGCUGGGUACACAUCACCGGCGCCCCCAUCUGCACGUUCGCAUACGCGCUUUCGCAAAGAGGAGCCCGGAAAGUCCUCCUAGACCUAUCAGUAGACCAUCUAACAGGCCCCUUCGACAACGCCCUCGCCGGACUCUGCCGCCGUGCGGUCUCAACAUGGGGCAUUGAAGACACCGCGAGAGCCGGCGACCGCGGGCUCGACGCAAAGUGCAUCAGCGUAACGCCUCCCGUGUUCUUCCACCACAAGGCCCGAGGUCUUGUGAACGCCGACAGCGACAUCCAGACCGUCCAGGACGGGCAGGUUCGGGAGAAAGGCAGCACAGAGAAUAUUGUCUGGAGCGCGAGGAAUAACAUUAAAAACAUGGUUAUGGGAACUGGGAUGGAGAGUCAGUAUGAAUAG
This is a messenger RNA of Daldinia childiae, 1143 nucleotides long. RefSeq lists its product as uncharacterized. The transcript has 2 exons. Bases 1 to 1143 code for a protein of 380 amino acids. The record is from RefSeq and is a predicted model, not a curated record. Lineage: Eukaryota; Fungi; Ascomycota; Sordariomycetes; Xylariales; Hypoxylaceae.